UUACUAAUACUUUCUUGAAAAAGUGUUUGCAUCCUGGAGACAAGAUUUUCUACCUAGGAAGUAAAAAUGGUUUUGAAAUUUAUUAAGGAAUCAAUUUUACUCUUCAUGACUAUGCUUGGCAUUCUGGGGAACAUGUCUGUUUCUGUGAAUUAUAUGUUCAGUUGGUGGGGAAGCCCUGAGAAAAAAAACAUACACCUUAUUUUUAUCCACUUGGCUUUUACAAACAUUAUACUUCUGCUUGCAAAAGGAUUGCGAAAAACAAUAGCAGUUUUUGGUUUGAGAAACUUCCUAGGUGACAUAGGCUGUAAGAUCAUUGUUUACCUGGAGAGAGUGGCCCGUGGCCUCUCCAUCUGCACCAGCAGUCUCCUCACUGUGGUCCAGGCCAUCACCAUCAGUCCCAGAACAUCUGGGUGGAGCAGACUUAGGCCAAAGUCUGCAUGGCACAUCCUUCCAUUCUUCCUAUUCUUUUGGAUACUCAAUGCUUUGAUAAGUAUGGACAUAAUCAAUUCCAUCACAAGUACAGGACUGAAUAUGUCACAGCUUAAGAAUGGUUACAACUAUUGUUACUUUGUGCUAGACAGUCAGAAAAGUAAAAGGAUUGUUCUCCCAUUCAUGGUUCUGAGAGAUGCAGUGUUCCAGGGUGCCAUGGGAGGGGCCAGUGGCUACAUGGUGUUUCUUCUCCACAAGCACCACCAGCAUGUCCUCUACCUUCAGAACUCCAAGCUUCUCUACAGAACUCCCCCUGAGCUGAGAGCUGCCCAGAGUGUCCUCCUUCUGAUGCUCUGUUUUGCUUUCUUCUACUGGACAGAUUGUGCCUUUUCUCUGUGUUUAAGUCUAUUGUUCAGAAACAGUUUUUUGAUGAUAAAUAUUCAAGAAUUUCUGACCCUUGGUUAUGCAACUUUUAGCCCCUUUGUGCUGAUUCACAGGGAUGGAUUUAUACUUGAAUGUUGGCAUGCUCAGUGA
Molecule: messenger RNA, 963 nt
Organism: Arvicanthis niloticus (Nile rat)
Lineage: Eukaryota; Metazoa; Chordata; Mammalia; Rodentia; Muridae
Product: vomeronasal type-1 receptor 4-like
Biological process (GO): G protein-coupled receptor signaling pathway
Cellular component (GO): membrane
Molecular function (GO): pheromone receptor activity
Source: RefSeq, a predicted model, not a curated record